Wickerhamiella sorbophila is the source of this 1239-nucleotide messenger RNA. RefSeq names its product Peptidyl-prolyl cis-trans isomerase cyp15. NCBI's taxonomy places the organism in Eukaryota, Fungi, Ascomycota, Dipodascomycetes, Dipodascales, Trichomonascaceae. The record is from RefSeq and is a predicted model, not a curated record. The transcript has a single exon. Bases 1 to 1239 code for a protein of 412 amino acids. Gene Ontology annotation, molecular function: protein binding.
AUGAGCACAUCAUCUAGCGACGCGGAGCUAAUUGCCCGACCACGGCCUAAAAAAAGAGUCAAGCAGUCGAUUCAUUCCAUAGAGGCCCUACCACUAGCAGUUAGCUACACAAGAUCUUACAAGGGGCUCCGGGUUGUAUGCCUGGCUGUCCAUAGGGAAACGGGAUAUACUGCUUUAGCCACUUCUUCAGGGAUACUGGAGCUGCGUCAGCAAAGAGACGGAGAGUUACAGCUAGUUCGCCGGUUGGAGGCUGCAUUCUGCGACAGGAUCGAGCAUAUGCGUUUCUCAUGUGAUGGGAGCUUGCUUGCGAUUGCGGGGAGCAACGGGGCUCUGGCCACAAUUGAUACGCAAACGGCAGAUAUUAUUGCCGUACGUAGCGACACUCCAUCGAACCACGAGCAGAUGUAUGUGGCCUGGUUGGGAAAUACCCUAGUGGCCGCAGCUGGGUGUCAUGCAUGGCUUUUUGACCAGGCCCUUGAAUCUAGUCAAAAACUGCCCAACCUCCAUAAACGUACAAUCAGUGGGGUCGAGCAUAGUAAGCGGCACCAAUGCAUUGUUUCGUGGGACGAAUUAGGCAUAAUUGAGGUAUGGGACAAGCAUGGCCAGCUUCCAGAGACGGUGCGAUACAAAACCAAAAGUGAAACUGACUUGUUUUUGUUUCGGAAAGACAAGCGGCGAAUCCAAAACAUCUCUGUUGCUCGAGACGCCCUGGUGGUUCUUGAUACCGACGGCCGACUGGUUGUGUUCGACUUUGUGUCGGGUAAACGGAAGCGGGAAUACGACGAGACACUGGAAACAGUGGAGGAAAUGCAAAAACUCGGAACAGGGGUUGUGAUUGACCCUGUGGAAUUUUCCCGGCGUGUGAAAACCGAGUCCAAAGAAAACGACAUGUUGGCCAUCGAUGUUUCGUCUACUAUCGUGGUGUAUCCUACGAUUCUCGGCAUCAAAGCUCUGUCUCUGAGAACAAGUACAGUUGCAAAGGUAUAUGGCCUAGCAGACAGUAUUAGGUUCCACCAGCUGGGUCUAGUUCAGUACAGGAGUCGUCAGCACACCCUGGAAACAGCAGCUGCGGAGAGCUCGAUCGUUGAUAGGCAGACCAAGGUCGACUCGGCAAUUAUUGCUCUGGAUGCCGAAGGUGAUAUCUAUUUAUUUGGCCAGGAGGUUAAAACACCGAGGGAUGUGGACUUGACCGUAGCUUCUGUGGAUCCAGAGCCCGUUGAACCGGUCAAGAUUGUCUGA